Parnassius mnemosyne (clouded apollo) is the source of this 3255-nucleotide messenger RNA. The record is from the annotation of a GenBank genome assembly. Lineage: Eukaryota; Metazoa; Arthropoda; Insecta; Lepidoptera; Papilionidae.
AUGGGAAACAUUCUCAGUGGUGUCUCAACGAGGGUGAACACAACAGUUGUGAGUGAUAAAAUUAUAUGUGAAAGCGGAACAAUGGAUGGAAUCGGUGACUCUGGUUAUAAGGAUACAAUUGAAGAAUUUCAUGAUACUGUUAGCGAAGACGAUAAUCGUGCUAAAAGAAGAGAGGAAGAGUUAGAUGAAUUUAAAAAACAACUAACUAUUAAGCGUGAACAAAGAAAAGAAAUAUUAUUGAGACAUAGAACUGAAAAAAAAGAAUUAGAGAAAUCUUUAGAAAAUGAAAUUAGAGCCAAAUUAGAAUUAGCUGAAAAAAAUAAACUUCUACGUGAAUUAUUGACCAAAAAUAAUAUUGAUAUACCAGAAGAAUUGCAAGCUUCCAAAGAAAACUCAGACGUUUUAAAUGCUAUACUACAAAUGAAAGAAGAAGUAGAAAAAUUAAAAUUUAACAACAACAAAUUAAGAUGUGAACUAGCAAACUCUAAUAACGCCUUGCAAGAUGCUUAUUCCGAUAUUGCAGAUCUUAGUGCCCAAAAUACAGAAUCUAUUAAACAGAUCAAUUCGCUUAAAGAAGUGAUUAACGUCAGCAAAACCAUGAUUAAUUUACGGGAACAACAACUGAACGAGUUGAAAAACAAGUUGCAUGAAAUUGAACAGUCACUAGCAGACAGAGAAACGAAAAUGUUAUCGGCUGAUUUAAGACAAGAAUAUGAACGUCAACUCCAAAAUAUUCGUACAUUACGCGGCCUUUAUGAAGAAAGAGCUCGGCUAGCUGAAGUAACUAGACAAGCAUUGCAGAGGGAACUUGAAGAACAAAAAGAAAAGAAUGAAAUUGAAAUCAAAAAGCGAAACGAAUUAAGCGCAAAGGUAGUGGAACUUGAAACACUAGUGAGUACGCUGGAAGAAGCUAUUGAAGACAAAAAGAAUCAAAUAGUAUCAUACCAAAAUGAAACCGGUGGCCUAAAAGCUGAAAUGGAAGUAGUCAAUAAGCUAUUUUCACAAGUACUUCUGGGAUACAAAAAUAAACAAGAUUUAGAUAAACUCAUUAUUCGUCUUGAAGAGAACCAUGGCAUACUUACCCAAAUGGCUGAACAAGAUGAUGGGUCAGAAGCUUCAUCGGCUUUACCCAAACUUUUAUUGCAAUUAAUUAGUCAAGUGGAAGACACGGAAGAAACUAAUUCAACUACCAUGUCAAAUGAAGAUAUAAAAGAAAGAGUAGAUGAAAACAAACAGGCAGAGGAAAUAGUCACUCAAAACCCAGGAAACGCUACAGCAGAAGAAAUUGUACAAAACCUUCCAAAAGUUUGGAGAGUGCUCAUGGAGCUUUUGAGUCAUCAAGCUGUGCCAGAUGUGGAUAAUACCGCGAAAGUAACAACUUGUUAUAAAUCAGUGGAAACUAAAUCUGGACCGGUAUUAGUACCAAGUGUUAGCCAAACUUAUAUAAGAUUGAAGGAUUUGAUUAUAGAAAAGUUAACACUAAUUAAAGAAGUUAACCGAAUGAAACAACUCAAUGGACACUUGGAAACACGCUUACAAGAACAAGAACGCCGGUUAUGUCUAGUAACAACAGAAUUGAGCAAAACGUGGCACGUCGUAGGCCGCCUUCGAAGACAUCAUCAUCAAUUACACACACAUGAAAAGAUACUGAAGUAUGAAUUACAACAAAAACGAAAACUGCUCAACGAACUUAAAGAAGAACUUGAAUAUUGCCGGGAGAAGUGGGAACAAGCCCGCGAGAAAAAUUCGCAAUCUGAAAAAGAUUGGAAAAAGUUGCGAGCAGAGUUUUCAAGUAGAAAACUAAAAUCUACCUCAACCUCUAUUAAUAAUUCAGCGGAAAGUGGUUACAGUGACGAAAGACCUUCUGAUGAAUCAUCAGAGUCAAACGAUGAAAGUGAAUAUAUAAAAAAAUCGCAAGUAAGAUGUAAGAAGAAAGUCAAAAAAUCUUUUAAUACAGUAAUAGACUCAAGUGCGGAUUGUAAUUUAGCUGCAGAAAGAGAGGAUCCUGUGAGUGACAUGUUGGACGUUGCUGAAUUGCCACUAGACAAUCAAGAUCUUGAACCAUUAGAGACACCUGCUUCUUGCAACAAUGAAAGUUCGAAUACAUACGAGCAAGGGUAUGAGGAAACAGAAGAUGAAGUUGGUGAUAUUGGUAACGACUCGUGUACAGAAGAAUAUUCUAUAGCAGAACCCUUUAAAGAUAAUAGAGAAUCGUGUGAUACUGACUUCAAAGAUUCACAUUUAGUAAAUGACACACAAAAAAACAUGACACUUGAACAAUUGACUGAUACUCAAGUAGCAAUUGAUCCUUUAAAGAUUUUAAGCAGCAUAGAGGGACAAAACGAAAUGCUGGCUAGAAAAGACAAAAAGUUAGAAUCUCUUGAAAAAGACAGUAAUUUGUUACUUAAGAAAACUGAAACGAUAUCAAAAUUAGGCGACCAAAUUAAUAAUACGCUGGAUCAUUUAAUUAAUCGGCCUUCAUCUAGUAAACAUAACAAUGAAAUUUACAGUCAGACAAAAGGGCCAGAAAAAAGUGAAUCAAAUUUAUACAUAGAAAUAAAUCAAAUUUCUCAUCAAGAUGAUAACGCAACGGUAUCAAAUUCUUUAGAUCAAAAUCAAUCAAUACAAAAUAUAUCCCUUACUGAUAGUGAACAUUUACCCUUGCCAAGCAAAAAUGAAGCAACUAAAACGCCACUUCCUUCAAAUGAUUCGUCAAUUUCUAACCAACCCUCUCUAGAUUUUAAAGCAAUUAUAGAAAAUAUUAAACGACAAAAUGAACAUCUUACGUUAAAGGAUCAAAGACUGCAAAAUUUAGAAAAUGCUUGCUCCGAUGUACUAAAUAGCAUUACCAGUACCAUUAGAACAGGUGAACAAAUUUCGGAUAAAUUAGAGACACUUCAUAGUGAGUAUAAUAAAUCCAGCGACUGUAUUUCUCAAUCGAGUGGAUCUGUAAUAGAUGUGGUUAAAAGCAAUUUAGAAACCGUAGACGUUAAACCCGAUUCAUCCACAUCUAACGAUCUGAAACAUGAAGCGAUAUUUGCCGCCCGCGAUUUAAGACUAAAGAGGUUGGAGGAGCAAACAAAAUCACUCGUACAUAAAGUUAACAAGACUGCAACAAAAGGAGUGAAAAUAAAUUAUAAGUUAGAAGAACUUCAUAAUAUUUACGGGUCUGAAACCUCUCGCGCUAGUACACCUUCAGAAGAUAAUGAAGAUAGUUCCCAAAGUAGCACUGCCGAGAAAGAAAACGAAAAAUAG